CGGCGACAUGAGGCUCGCGGCGGCGGCGCUGGGGGGGCGGCAGCGCUACGACGGCCACCGGGUGUACCGACUGAGGCCCGCCUCCAUGGAGCAGGCACGCGCCCUCAGGAGCCUCCAGGGGCGCUCCGCCGACACCGGGGUGUCCUUCUGGACAGAGGCGCGCGGCGCGAACUGCAGUGUCGACGUGAUGGUGUCCCCGCACGAGCUCCCCGGCUUCAUGCUCCUGGUGGACGAGCUGCGGCUGCACAGCGAGCUGUACAUAGAGGACGUGCAGAGGUUAAUUGACAACGAGCAACCGAAAAUGAAGAGUCAAGCCUCAUUCAGCUGGGACCGGUACUACGGACUGGAACAGAUCCAGGCGUGGCUGCGGUCACUGUCGUCUCAGUACCCGAGCGUCGUGACGCUGCUGGAUGCUGGAAGCUCCUAUGAGGGUCGCCGCAUCCUGGGUGUCAGGCUGUCCCACAAGGCUGGCAACAAGGCCGUCUUCAUCGAGGGAGGCAUCCACGCGCGGGAGUGGAUCUCGCCAGCCACGGUCACGUACAUCCUCAACCAGCUGCUGACGAGCACCGACUCCCAGGUGAAGAGUGCUGUGCUGGGCUACGACUGGUACAUCUUUCCUAGCACCAACCCCGACGGCUACGAGUACACGCACACCACGAAUCGCAUGUGGCGAAAGUCACGACGACAGGUCGGUUCUGAUAAUGGGCAAGUUUGCUAUGGCGUCGAUCUGAAUAGAAACUGGGCGUUUCACUGGAAUGGUGAGACGAUUUUCAGGAGUGAGAAUGAAGUCAUCUCCACCGCCGCUCCCUGCUCGGAAACCUACCCCGGGCCGUCAGCCUUCUCCGAGGCGGAGACGUCCUCGCUGUCCAGCUACAUCGGCAACCUGACGAGCACCCUGAAGCUGUACAUAUCGUUCCACAGCUACGGGCAGAAGAUCCUGGCGCCGUACGGCGUGUAUGGCGUGGAGCCGUCCAACGAGGCCGCCCUGUUGUCGGCCGGCAAGGCGGCGGCCGCGGCGCUGGCCAAGCGCUACGGCACCGAGUACGAGGUGGGCAGCAUCGUCGACAUAGAGUACGUGGCGCCGGGCAGCAGCGUGGACUGGGCGCGAGGCACCGCCGACGUGCCCUUCGCCUUCGCCUACGAGCUGCGGGACUCGGGCCAGUACGGCUUCCUGCUGCCGGCUGUACAGAUCCUGCCCACCAGCCAGGAGACCCUGGACUCCGUGCUCGCCCUGCUAGCCGAGGCUAGCAAGUCCUUCUAGCGCCGUCCAGGCAGUGCAGUGUCCUGCCCACCGGCCAGGAGACCCUGGACUCCGUGCUCGCCCUGCUAGCCGAGGCCAGAAAGUCCUUCUAGCGCCGUCCAGGCAGUGCAGUGUCCUACCCACCGGCCAGGAGACCCUGGAAUCCGUGCUCGCCCUGCUAACCGAGGCCAGCAAGUCCUUCUAGUGCCAUAUUGGCGGUGGUGGCAUCAAAACACGUACAUUGCGUCUGGGUAGAGGAUACUGUCACUUCUGUUGUUUAUAGUGUGCUUGACACUGACUGUGACAAGGCUGCCGAGUCAUAGGGUUCAUUGACACUGAAGCCAGGAUAUAUGACUUGUAUCUUUUCUAGGCAAUUUUGAAGUCCUUCUAGCGCCGUCCAGGCAGUGCAGUGUCCUGCCCACCGGCCAGGAGACCCUGGACUGCGUGCUCGCCCUGCUAACCGAGGCCAGCAAGUCCUUCUAGCGCCGUCCAGGCAGUGCAGUGUCCUGCCCACCGGCCAGGAGACCCUGGACUCCGUGCUCGCCCUGCUAGCCGAGGCCAGCAAGUCCUUCUAGCGCCGUCCAGGCAGUGCAGUGUCCUGCCCACCGGCCAGGAGACCCUGGACUCCGUGCUCGCCCUGCUAGCCGAGGCCAGCAAGUCCUUCUAGCGCCGUCCAGGCAGUGCAGUGUCCUGCCCACCGGCCAGGAGACCCUGGACUCUGUGCUCGCCCUGCUAGCCGAGGCCAGCAAGUCCUUCUAGCGCCGUCCAGGCAGUGCAGUGUCCUGCCCACCGGCCAGGAGACCCUGGACUGCGUGCUCGCCCUGCUAACCGAGGCCAGCAAGUCCUUCUAGCGCCGUCCAGGCAGUGCAGUGUCCUGCCCACCGGCCAGGAGACCAUGGACUCCGUGCUCGCCCUGCUAGCCGAGGCCAGCAAGUCCCUCUAGCGCCAUCCAGGCAGUGCAGUGUCCUGCCCACCGGCCAGGAGACCCUGGACUCCGUGCUCGCCCUGCUAGCCGAGGCCAGCAAGUCCUUCUAGCGCCGUCCAGGCAGUGCAGUGUCCUGCCCACCGGCCAGGAGACCCUGGAAUCCGUGCUUGCCCUGCUAACCGAGGCCAGCAAGUCCCUCUAGCGCCCUCCAGGCAGUGCAGUGUCCUGCCCACCGGCCAGGAGACCCUGGACUCCGUGCUCGCCUUGCUAGCCGAGGCCAGCAAGUCCUUCUAGCGCCGUCCAGGCUGUGCAGUGUCCUGCCCACCGGCCAGGAGACCCUGGACUCCGUGCUCGCCCUGCUAGCCGAGGCCAGCAAGUCCUUCUAGCGCCGUCCAGGCAGUGCAGUGUCCUGCCCACCGGCCAGGAGACUCUGGACUCCGUGCUCGCCCUGCUAACCGAGGCCAGCAAGUCCCUCUAGCGCCAUCCAGGCAGUGCAGUGUCCUGCCCACCGGCCAGGAGACCCUGGACUCCGUGCUCACCCUGCUAACCGAGGCCAGCAAGUCCUUCUAGCGCCGUCCAGGCAGUGCAGUGUCCUGCCCACCGGCCAGGAGACCCUGGACUCCGUGCUCGCCCUGCUAACCGAGGCCAGCAAGUCCCUCUAGCGCCAUCCAGGCAGUGCAGUGUCCUGCCCACCGGCCAGGAGACCCUGGACUCCGUGCUCGCCCUGCUAGCCGAGGCCAGCGAGUCCUUCUAGCUCCGUCCAGACAGUGCAGUGUCCUGCCCACCGGCCAGGAGACCCUGGAAUCCGUGCUCGCCCUGCUAACCGAGGCCAGCAAGUCCUUCUAGUGCCAUAUUGGCGGUGGUGGCAUCAAACACGUACCUUGCGUCUGGGUAGAGGAUACUGUCACUUCUGUUGUUGAUAGUGUGCUUGACACUGAGUGUGACAAGGCUGCCGAGUCGUAGGGUUUAUUGACACUGAAGCCUGGAUAUAUGACUUGUAUCUUUUCUAGGCAAUUUUGAAGUACGUAUUAAAUUUUAGUCAUAGUUUGCUUUCAAAUAUUUUUAAAAUAGGGUUUAUUAUGUUUUUAAAAUUUAAAUGUACACCUAGAAAACAGCAAUUUAAAUACAAUUUUGAAAAUCUUUCAAUUUUUUCUAUUAUUUUAUUGUACUUUAAUGAAAAUACGAUGAAGAUUGUCAAAUUUCAAAAAGGUUUUCUCUCGUCAAAUGAAUAAAUAAAUAUUAAUACGUUAGCAGUAACCAUAAAAGUAUGUUAAUGAUUCGAUACGCAAUUGAACCAAUACAAGAAAUAAUAUGUAGUUAAUUUUUGCAUAUUUAUAAUAAUAUAUACAUUGAACAAAAUGUUUUGUUAAUUAAUAACUACUCCAAUACUCCUGUCUACAUGAGACUUAAAUAAAAAGGACAAACCUUACCCAUCCUCUAAACUAAGACUUAUUAUUAAAAAGAUAGUUUUGUUAGUUAAAGCAAGAUAAAUUAUUGAAUACACGUGAUUAAAAGGUAUCAUUGUUUAUGUAAGAUUUCAAAAUAAAUACAUCCAUACUUUUUCCCGCCACUUAAAGCAGUAUUGUGUAACUUUUUAAUGUUUUUUAAGCUUGAAGUUCAAAGCUCGAAGAAAGUUGCCGUCUUCACCUAAUAUAAAAAAACUACCUCCCAUCCCGGUUACUAGAAAAUUCCGAAAAUAACUCAUUAUUCUGUCUCAUACGAAAAAAAUAACAACAUUUUUGAGCUGGGGAUCUUUAAGGUUUCACAAGGUUUUGGGAAAUGUAUAGAAAAUAAGGUGUGAUUCCGUCUGAAUAUAAUUACUUCAUACUGAGGAAACUUCUAACAGGUAUUAAAAAAUAUAUAAACAUACAAUAUCAAUUCCUUAUUUAAACAGAUCUCAGGUAUAUUCAGAAAGAAGAAAAGAUAUGGGCCGGCCCUUAAUUAAAUUAUAAAAGGUUUCAUCAAAAAAA
Molecule: messenger RNA, 4135 nt
Organism: Bacillus rossius redtenbacheri
Lineage: Eukaryota; Metazoa; Arthropoda; Insecta; Phasmatodea; Bacillidae
Product: zinc carboxypeptidase-like
Exons: 9
Coding region: 8-1261 (417 amino acids)
Biological process (GO): proteolysis
Molecular function (GO): metallocarboxypeptidase activity; zinc ion binding
Source: RefSeq, a predicted model, not a curated record